GUUCUCUUUGUGAAAACUCUCCUUAACAAAGCAUCAAAACCCCAAAAUCGAGCAUGAAUUCUAAUUAUUCAGUUAUUUUGAACUUUAACUCCUUUAAUAAUUACAUUACGAAUGUCUCCAAUCGUGAUCGCGUAAUGUCUGUUUUGCAGUAUACUACCAUGGCUCUCUAUCAACCAAUUGCCGCAUCCGGUUGUCCAGGCCUGUCCGCUAAUCUAAAUACUAUUCAUCAUCUUUGCAGUCAAUACCGUGCUAUUACUCGUUUUUCACAGUGGUUUGUGGUUCUUCCUCAGCUUACCCCGCAUGGUAUCUGUGACACGAUAAUAUCCAAUCCGACUCCUCAGAUUGGGAUACUUAAAGUUAUCUCAACUGCAUUUUUUACCGUUUUUCUUCUUGGUGAAGAAGUUUGUCUUUUUGCUAAAAACAAAAUGAUAAGUCCUGAGGUUGGGAAGAAGUUUAAUCGUAUCCGCUUUGUUUUUCUUUUCUGGUCUAAUGUGGCUCGUCUUAUCAUGAACUACCUGCUGCUAAAGCGUAGCAACGAGGGUGCCAUCAAAGAUUCUAAGUCGCGCAACGAUCACCAGCGUAAGGUACUUAAUGUGGCAGAUGGAAUUCUCAUGACCCUGUUUACUUAUGGGCUAUUAAAGCAUUCUGCGGCGACAGGGCUGCGGGGCUUGCCAAAGGCGAUUAAGUCAGGCGACCUAGUCAACAUUGUUACGAGUUUUGCCCCCCCUGUAAAACUUCACGACACGCCGCAUGGGAUCCUGGGUGUCGUUGCAGCAUUUCCUGGUUUUGUAUUGAGUUUUAUGCAUUAG
This is a messenger RNA of Phytomonas sp. Hart1, 809 nucleotides long. Lineage: Eukaryota; Euglenozoa; Kinetoplastea; Trypanosomatida; Trypanosomatidae. The record is from the annotation of a GenBank genome assembly.